This is a messenger RNA of Sordaria macrospora k-hell, 1260 nucleotides long. RefSeq lists its product as uncharacterized. Gene Ontology annotation, molecular function: pre-mRNA 3'-splice site binding; zinc ion binding. The record is from RefSeq and is a predicted model, not a curated record. NCBI's taxonomy places the organism in Eukaryota, Fungi, Ascomycota, Sordariomycetes, Sordariales, Sordariaceae. Gene Ontology annotation, biological process: mRNA splicing, via spliceosome. Gene Ontology annotation, cellular component: spliceosomal complex.
AUGCCUCCCCCGCCACCGAACAGGCGUGAGCAGCAGCAGGCCAUGGCUGCCCCAAGCUCAGCCGACAAAUCGGAAACCGGUGCUGGCGCUGCCCGCAAGGAGGACAACAUCUACAUACCAUCCUAUAUCAGCAAACAACCAUUCUACGUCAGUGGCCUGGACAAUGAAGAAGGGGACUCCCUUCUCCAUCAGCGUGCCCGGCAACAGGAGGAAGAUAAGGCUGCGCAAGCCGCCGCGCUUCUCGCCCGGGGCAAGAAGGCCGGUCCGGCGAGGACAAAAUGGGUCAAGGGCGCGUGCGAGAACUGUGGCGCGAUGGGCCACAAAAAGAAGGACUGUCUCGAGCGGCCACGCAAGUUCGGCGCCAAGGUGACUGGCAAGGACAUCCAGGCCGAUCGAAUCGUGCGCGACGUGAAUUUGGGGUACGAGGCCAAGCGAGACGUGUACAGCGCGUACGAUCCCAAACAGUACAUGGAGGUGGUGGAGGAAUACAACAUGAUGGAAGAGGCUCGAAAGGCAUUACAGGGAGGAGACAAGAAGUCGCCAGACGGGGAGGGAGGAGAGGGUGCCGAGGACGACAAGUCGGGCUUUAAGUACGACGAGGAGUCGGAUAUGGGACGCGAUCGCGCUACGACAAAGCAAUCCAUGCGUAUUCGCGAGGACACGGCGAAGUACCUACUUAACUUGGAUUCAGACUCGGCCAAAUACAACCCCAAGAAGCGCGCCCUUGUCGACGCCGGCGCUAUAGCCGACAAGUCAGCCGCCUUGUUCGCUGAGGAGAGUUUCCUUCGUGCUUCUGGCGAAGCAGCGGAAUUCGAAAAGGCCCAGCGUUAUGCAUGGGAGGCACAAGAGCGCUCGGGCGAUACCAGCCUGCAUUUACAAGCCAACCCGACUGCUGGUGAAAUCCUACGCAAGAAGGAAUCCGAGGAGCGCGAGGCCAAGCGGAGGAAGAGGGUCGAAGAGUUGGCGAGCCAAUAUGGCACAAACCCUGUCAUUCCAGACGCACUUCGGGAAACGAUUAAGGAGAACGAAGCCUUUGUGGAGUAUGACGAGGCCGGCCUGAUCAAGGGGGCACCGAAGAAGGUCGGCAAGUCCAAGUAUCCCGAGGACGUCUACAUCAACAAUCACACAUCGGUUUGGGGCAGUUGGUGGUCGGACUUAAGAUGGGGCUACGCUUGCUGUCAUCAGUUUGUGAAGAAUAGUUACUGCACCGGGGAGGCAGGUAUAGCAGCAAGCGAGAAGGCAGAUGCUUGGGACAAGUAA